Uncinocarpus reesii 1704 is the source of this 7836-nucleotide messenger RNA. RefSeq lists its product as uncharacterized. The transcript is spliced from 8 exons. Gene Ontology annotation, molecular function: phosphopantetheine binding; zinc ion binding; 3-oxoacyl-[acyl-carrier-protein] synthase activity. Gene Ontology annotation, biological process: secondary metabolite biosynthetic process; fatty acid biosynthetic process. Bases 1 to 7836 code for a protein of 2611 amino acids. Lineage: Eukaryota; Fungi; Ascomycota; Eurotiomycetes; Onygenales; Onygenaceae. The record is from RefSeq and is a predicted model, not a curated record.
AUGGAUGCGACUCUGCUUAGCCGCGAUGCCGAUACAACGCCGUUGGCCGUCGUCGGUUUCGCAACUCGCUUUGCCCAAGAGGCGACAAGUGCAGAUAGAUUUUGGGAGCUCUUGCUGAGAGCUCGCCAGGCAGCCACUCCUUUUCCAAAGGAGCGGUUUAACGCCAAUGCCUUCUAUCAUCCAGAUCCUGAACAUGGCGGAACGUUUUACGUUAAAGGUGCCCAUUUCCUAUCCGAAGACCCUUUGGGAUUUGACGCGCCAUUCUUCAACGUCAAUAAAACGGAGAUUAUGACCUUGGAUCCCCAGCAGCGGGUAGCAAUGGAGAAUGUCUAUCACGCGCUCGAGAAUGCUGGUAUUCCGAUGGAGAAAGCCAUUGGUUCCAAGACGUCAGUCUACGCGAGUGGAUUUAACCGGGACCAUAUGAUCCUCAUGGAUGCGGACUUGGAGACGGCGAUGAAGCAUAAACCUACUGGCGGCCAGCAGUCUAUUAUCUCGAACCGCGUCAGCUGGUUUUAUGAUUUUGGCGGACCCAGUAUUACGAUCGACACGGCAUGCUCCAGCGGUAUUGUUGCUGUCCACCUGGCAGCCCAGAGUCUAAGAUCCGGCGAUGCGGAGAUGGCUGUGGUCACGGGCGGUAGCAUUAUCUCCCACGUCCCAGAUAUCAUCGCCAUGAGCCACUCCGGAUUCUUGGGCCCUGAAGGCAAAUGCUUUAGCUUUGACCACAGAGCCGAAGGAUACGGCCGUGGUGAAGGUGUAGGGACGAUUGUUAUCAAGACAUUGGCGAAGGCCCUAGAGGACGGCGAUACGAUUCGAGCAGUCAUUCGUUCUACAGGCGUCAAUCAGGACGGGCGCACUCCCGGCAUCACCCUUCCGAGUAGCACGGCACAAACGAAUCUCAUCCGCGAGGUGUAUAAAAAAGCAGCUUUAGACCCUAAUCUGACAAUGUUUGUGGAGGCCCAUGGCACUGGCACGGCAGCUGGCGACCCCAUAGAAGCCCGGGGCAUUGCUGAUGGGUUUACUUCAGCGGAACGCGACACAACCCUGUAUAUUGGAGCUCUCAAGUCCAACAUUGGGCACUUGGAAGGUGGCGCGGGUAUCGCAGGGAUAAUCAAGUCCGUUAUGAUCUUGGAAUCUGGAAUAAUACCACCGAAUGCCAAUUUUGAGAAAGUCAACCCGAAAAUCCCAACGAAAGAGUGGAACAUUGACUUUCCGACUGAAUGCAUCCCUUGGCCGAGGCCCGGACUCCGUCGAGCUUCCGUGAACUCCUUUGGAUUUGGCGGGACUAACGCGCACUGCGUCUUAGACGACGCCUACCAUUUCCUGGAGGAGAACGGCCUUUCAGGGAACCACAACACCCGCCAAUCUGCGCCAACCGGACAAUAUAUUUGCGAACAUGUCUCAAGGCUGAAGAGAUUGUACAUCGAGACAAAGGAAGAUAUACCUAAUGGCACUGAAAAGCUUACCAACGGCGAUGCGACGAAUGGAGAUUAUGAAAUCAUUGAGGCACCGACCCCUGAUGAACCCCUAACAAACGGCACGACAACGAGGGGCGAGGUUCCUAGGGUGUUUUUACUGUCAGCCGCCGAUAAAGAAGGUGUGGGCCGAGUGGCCACAGAGCUUAACAAAUAUCUCUCAAGGCAAGACCUGCCGUUGCAGGAUUCGGAGGGGUUGCUUGAUGAUCUCGCAUAUACACUCUCGGAGAAAAGAUCAAGGCUUCGAUGGAAGACUUGUCUGCUUGCGAAUUCAAUCUCAGAGCUCAGAGACCACCUUGCAAGCGAGAAUUCAUUGUCAAAACGCAUCAACGCUCGCAAUGUCCCAAGGCUCGGUUUUGUUUUCACUGGCCAGGGAGCUCAAUACCACCGCAUGGGCCAACAGCUCCUGGUCUACCCAGUCUUUCGAAAGAGCAUAGAGGAAGCAACAGAAUAUAUGACUUCGCUUGGAAGUCCAUGGUUACUCAUGGAGGAAUUACUUAAGGACAAAUGCGAGUCACGUAUCAAUGUUCCUGAGCUCUCCCACCCUGCUUGUGCAUCGAUCCAAAUUGCACUAGUGGAGCUCCUUGCAUCAUGGAGCAUCGUUCCGAGCCGCGUUGUUGGGCAUUCUUCGGGCGAAAUCGCCGCUGCAUACUGUGCUGGGAAAUUGUCUCGUGAGGCAGCCUGGAAGGCGGCGUACUAUCGCGGAUAUGUCUCUGCUAAACAAACUGACCCCAAAGGGUCUAUGAUUGCGGUUGGCCUUGAGCAAGAGAAGCUUCAGUCUUAUUUGGAGAAGGUGAAAGUAGAUUACGAAGGCGAACUGAUUAUCGCUUGCUAUAAUUCACCGAAGAAUAAUACCGUUUCUGGCGAUGAGGCGAUGGUCGAUGCUUUGAAAACGCUCCUUGAUUCUGAAGGAAUAUUUGCCCGGAAGCUCAACGUCCAGAACGCUUACCAUUCCGCGCACAUGAAAGCCGUCGCCGAUGAGUACUGUGAACUAAUGGGCACACUGUCUGGCGAACAUCCGGACUGCACGAAUAAUAUCCACAUAUUCUCGACUGUUACCGGAAAGCAGGUUAUGGACUCCUCAUUGGAAGCUGCUUAUUGGGUUGAAAACAUGGUUUCUCCUGUCAGAUUCACAACCGGUCUUCGUGCAAUGCUUUUCCAAUCAGACGAAGACAGCAUUGAGCACAAAGCCUUGGUCGAUGUGAUUAUCGAAAUCGGUCCUCAUGGAGCGAUGCAAUCCGCCGUUAAGGAAACAGUCGCUUCCAGCGGAUCUGAAUCCCACGUCUCGUAUUAUUCCGUCCUUAAUCGAAACGAACCCGAUGUUAGCACUCUUUUGAAUACAGUGGGAGCUUUGGCUUGCAAAACCUCCCCGGUUAACCUGCAGGAGGUUAAUUGUGCCAGUGGCCAGAAGCGACAUCCUCGAUUACUUGUUAACCUUCCUCCGUAUGCGUUUGAACAUGGGGAAAAAAGUUAUUAUGAGAGCAGACUAGCGAAGAACGUCCGACAACGAGAGUUCCCACGACAUCAACUACUUGGCGCUCCAGUGCAGGAUUGGACGCGGUUUAACCGUAAAUGGAGACAGUACUUCAGGCUUUCUGAAAACCCUUGGUUAAAGGACCAUGUGGUUACGGAUAAUGUUAUCUUUCCUGGAGCUGGCUAUUUGGUUAUGGCACUCGAAGCAGUCAAGCAAACUGCAGGCGAGGCGGUGCACGUAACCGGAAUCAGAUUUAAAGAUGUGAGCAUCAAGUCAGCGCUGGUAAUUCCGGACACGAAUGCGGGUGUUGAAGUGUCUCUGUCCGUUCUUCCUGUCAACGAGUCCAACCAGUGGACUUCUACGGUUUGGAAGUUUUUCCAGCUAUCCUCUUAUAUCCCUUCUUUUAAUGAUUGGGUUGAACAUUGCUCGGGUUACGUUGCUCUCGAGUACCAAGCCUCUGCUCCCGACCUUGUUGGGAACGGCCAGGAGGGUUUGGCAGCGAAACAAGCAUGGCAGGAUGCUCUGGAUCAAGCUAUGGAAACCUGCCAAGCUCCAAUGGAUGCUGGAAAGCUCUAUGAAAACCUGGAGACAAUCGGCAUGAAGUACGGACCUUUAUUUAGAAAUUUAUCGAACGUGGCUGUCAGUGGACAAGGAAAAGGAACCGUGUUGGGCGAAAUGAAAGUCCCAGAUCUCAGGUCCGUGAUGCCUAAAGGAUAUGUCCACCCACAUGUCAUCCAUCCUACAACAUUGGAUAACACACUCGUUGCCGGUCUUAUUGCUGUUUGUGACAACAUCGGCCAGGCAGUGUUAAAACGGCCGGUGGUGCCAACAUUUAUCAAGGAAGCCUGGGUUUCAACCGGCAUCAGCUCUCAGGAAGGGGCAAGGUUCCGCUGCUACGGCCAAGUGUCUGUAGCGGCAUAUGAAUCCUACGAUUAUAGCUCUAAAUGCUGGGACUUGAUUGGUUACGGCCUCGAGUGGAAGCCCGCCGUUAAUGUGCUAGAGACUCCGGAAUUCCUUGAUUCAGCCCCGGUCAUUGCGAAAACGCCUCGCGAAAAACAGCUAGAUGCCGCUGUCAAUCUACAGCUUGCCACCAUUCUCCUCAUCACAGACGGGCUUGCAGACCUCAAGGAAAACCCUCCCGCCCAGCCGCUUGACGGCCACCUCAAGAUAUAUUUUGACUGGAUGGAACGUGUUGUUGCCGAACUUACCUCUGGGUCUCUGCUCCACGUUCCUUUGGAGCUGUUUGAGAAAUAUUCCGAGAACAAGGACCUAAAAGAGGAACUCUAUCGGUCCCUGAUGACAGAUUACGAUACGGAUGGACAGAUCCUCAUCCGCUUGGGAUCUCAGAUUGCAUCGGUCGUUAGACAGGAAGUUGAUCCGCUAUAUCUUAUGUUCGGCCAGGAUGACCUGUUAGCCCGCCAUUAUGAGGAAGUUAUAUUGCUAAAUGACGGCCUCGAGACUGUGCAAAAGUAUAUAUCUAUGAUUUCCGAUAAUUUCAACGGUCUUGAAGUUCUAGAAAUUGGUUCCGGUACUGGAAGCUUCACGAAGUUGAUGUUGAACUUGCUUUGUCCAAGAUCUGGAGCUGAAGAUGAUGCCGGAAACCCAGGCAAGAUCGCACGGUAUACAUUUACGGACAUUUCACCUAGUUUCUUUUCCAAAGCAAAGGACAGACUUGAGCCGUGGAAAGACCUCCUUAACUUCCAGAAGCUAGAUAUUGGAAGCGACCCUCUGGCCCAGGGCUUUGAUGCCGCAAAAUACGAUAUUAUCGUUGCCAACAACGUGCUCCACGCCACACCUGAUUUGAAGAAGACACUUGAACACGCGCGCUUGCUACUUAAGCCUGGAGGCAAGUUCUUGAUUCAAGAGGGUGUCCGGCCAGAUAUUCACUGGGUUUCACUUGUUUUUGGGCAGCUUCCGGGUUGGUGGCUAUCGACCGACCCCGUCCGUAAAUGGUGUCCUUACAUCACUGUGCCCGAAUGGGAUGGUUUCCUUCGAGACGCAGGUUUCUCUGGUCUGGAUAUCAAUAUACCUAGCUCACAUUAUCUUGACCUUGCGAAUGUGAGCACGAUGGUUACGACUGCGGAAAAUACUUCGAAAGGGAUUCCAAACGCUAACAGCGAACUUAUCAUUCUUUGCCAUGUUUCCGAGCGCGAGACCGAGCUUAUUUCGAGCAUCAAAACUGAAAUUGCAAGUCACUUUGGGAUUAGCAAUUGUCUUGUGCUGCAGCCAUGCGAUUUGGAGAACAAGGAUGUCACCAAUGCGUUUUGCAUUUCUCUGCUAGAACUUCAAGAUCCCGUUCUAUUUUCACUCUCCGAAGAUGAGUUUACGACCUUCCAGCGUUUUUUAUCCACCUGCAAAAGGUUGUUGUGGGUGACUGGUGAUUCACGUUCAGAGCCGGCGUUCAAUAUGGUCAAUGGUCUAUUACGUACAGUUCGAUGGGAGCGUGACGCUGAAACCGUGGAUUUUACGACUCUUGCUGUUGCAGACUUUGGCUCUGUGCCUAGCAACGCCCUCGCGCAUUCCAUUUCCAAGGUGUUUCGUUAUCAAUUUCUAACCGGUCAAACUGAACACGCAAAUGCGGAGUACUAUGUGCAAAACAAUAUGAUUCACACAAACCGUAUCGUUGAUUAUGCUGCGGCUACCAAUUUCUUAGCCAGACAAUUUACGGCACCUGCUCCAGAGCCGAUAACCUGGAAGGACGUUGGACGCCCCGUUAAACUUGAAAAUGCCGCGCCAGGCCUGCUAAAUAAAUUGCAAUGGGUCACCGAUACUUCUUCGUCUCAACCCCUCGGGGAGGCUGAGGUUGAAAUUGAUAUUCGUGCUGUUGGGCUCAAUUUUGUCGACCUCCUAACGGUGAUGGGGGAAUUGCCCUGGGACGUUGUCGGACGAGAGGCAGCCGGAAUUAUAACCAGAGUUGGGCCGGCAGUUAGCUGGCUUCAACCUGGUGAUCGUGUGGUAUACAUUGUCGACUCCCCAAAGAAGGGUACCUUCCAGACGUAUGGCCGCGUAAAUCAAGACGUUGUGGCAAGAAUUCCAAAUAACAUGAGUUUUGAAGUUGCGGCUGGACUGCCGAUCGUCUAUGCAACCGUCAUUUACGGCUUAGAGAAUGUCGGCAGAUUAGCCGAGGGCGAGAGAAUCCUUAUUCACUCUGCUGCCGGUGGUGUUGGGCAAGCUGCCAUCCAAUAUGCCAAAGCAGUCGGUGCUGAGAUCUUCGCAACCGUUUCAACUGUCGAGAAAAAGGAGUUUAUCAUGAAAGAAUACAAUAUUGCUGAAGAUCAUAUUUUCUCUAGUCGCGAUUUCAGUUUCGCUAAGGGUAUUAUGAGGCUGACUGGCAACGUCGGUGUGGACGUGGUUUUGAACUCGCUUUCCCGGGAAGCACUUCGUCGAUCUUGGGAGUGCGUUGCGCCUUUUGGCCGAUUUAUUGAGAUUGGUAAGAAGGACCUGGUUGCAGGUGGUAAGAUUGAUAUGUCGCCCUUUGUCCACAACAUUAUGUUUGCUGGGGUGGAUUUGCUUGCUUUGGCGGAGCAUAAGCCAAAGGUUGUUCAGCAAGUACUUCAAAGAACAAUGGACCUGUGGGGAGAAAGAAAGAUUACCGGCGCUCGACCGAACACAGUCUUGAGCUACGCUCAAGUGGAAGACGGCUUGCGCAUGUUGCAGUCUGGAAAGCACACUGGUAAGAUUGUCUUCACACCGAAUGCGGAAGACGUUGUGCCUGUGGUUCCGGAGAUCCCGCCUCCAUUCAAAUUCGACCCUAAUGCAUCUUACGUGCUUGCCGGUGGCCUUGGAGGCAUUGGAAGGAGUUUGGCACAAUGGAUGGUCUCUCGUGGUGCAAAGCAUUUGGUUUUCCUCUCCCGUUCUGGCAAUAUCACGAAACCAGUCGAGGAGAUGAUUACGGCACUUGAGGGCAAAGAGUGUCAAGUGAAGAUCUUCAAAUGCGACGUUUCUGACAUUGAGAGAAUGCGUGUCGUGGUUGAAGAGUGCCAACAGAGCCUGCCCCCGAUCAGAGGAUGCAUCCAAGGCUCUAUGGCUCUAAGAGACGCCGCCUUUGAGAAUAUGUCCUACGAUAACUGGACCACCACAACGAGACCAAAGGUGCAAGGUUCUCUAAACCUCUAUGAAUGUUUGCCCAAGGACCUUGAUUUCUUCCUCAUGCUCUCUUCCGUAGGCGGAAUCAUGGGGGGUAGGAGUCAGGCAAACUACGCUGCCGGAAACACCUAUCAGGAUGCUCUCGCUCGAUCACUUAAUGCAAAGGGCAUGCGAGCAGCCAGCCUGGACCUUGGGAGCGUCUUAACCGUUGGAUUCGUAGCUGAAAACAAGGACUAUACCCGUCACGUCUCCAGGACAAUCGGGUCGAUGCGUGAAGACGAGGUUCAUGCAAUGGUGGAAUACCUCAUUGACCCUCGCUACCCUCUAACCGAGUCCACUUGCCAGGUCAUCUUCGGCCUAGGCACCAUCAGAUCCUUCCAAGAGCGCGGCAUGCCUCCUCCAGAAUGCUUCAGUUAUCCAACUUUCACAAUCCUUCGCAACACAAUCACGUCGGGCGACCAAGGGUCCGGUGACACUCAAAUAUACCAUGUCCAAGCCCUCCUCGCCACAGCGAAAAGUCGUGAAGAAGCCGCUGAGGUCGUCACCAGUGGUAUUCACAGAAAACUGUCUGUACUACUGAACGUGGCCGCCGACCAGAUUGAUUCCAGCAGAUCGAUUCGAGCUAAUGGUGUUGAUUCACUCAUUGCCAUGGAGUUCCGAACAUGGCUGUCGAAGGAGCUGGGGGCGGAAUUGCCUCUUAUUGAAAUCAUGGCUGAGGGAAGUAUUUCAGAUUUGAGCAAGAAGGUUGCAGCAUUGAGCAAAUUUGUCCAGAAUAAUUUUCGAGAAGGGAAUAAGGAAACCUAA